GGUUAUGUCCGCAUGUGUUGUUUACAGCAUUUACAGCAAUAUCAAAAUUUCAUUUAGAAAGCUUUUCAAAGUAAAUUUAAAGUUUUUCCCCAGUCCUCUAAUCUACAAUAUCAACCUAUUUGAUCCAUGAUGCACUAUAGUUUUAAAGAAAUUGUCUCUGGCUACAGUCAGCUUGACAAAUGGCGUGAAAUAUCUCUGAAUACAGGUGGAACACCAAGUACGCUACAAGAUAUCAAAGUUCAGCAAAGAUCUGGAGGAUAUUGCUAUAAACAAUGCCCAAAUCGUUUCAUUUACUGGCGGACAAAUGACGAUGUUUUGGAGUUAGUAGAGCAGAGUCUAAACCUGAACUUGUCCGGUAAUCAAGUUCGUUACAGGUUUCAAGACUCGCCUAUUCUGGAGGGCGUCACUAUUCACGAGACUUUCAAUCGAGUAGUUAUUUUGGUUCCUACUAUAUCCAGUGUCCAUCGACUUACGUUCUCUCAUCCUCCUCCUGAAGAAGAACUUUCUGACAUUCAGUCAUUGUCAAUUUUUGCUGAUGCGACCGCAAACUCAGCUCGUGACUCCACUACAUUCCAUGUGAUAAACACUGCCCCGAAUCUUCCACAUGCGGCAACAUCAUGUCUGACAGCGAACAAAGAUGCGCUGUUUGCUUUAGCUUUAAGUUCUGGUACCAUCAUGUUGGUUCGUUUAGAUCCUCUAUCUGGUAUAGGCACUUGUUCUGAAUUGCGUCAAGAUUCUGCAGUUCCUAGAUUUUUAUCAAACUUCAUGGGCAAAACAGUGGAUGAUUAUGUCAGUUUGAUCGUCCAUCCAUCAGCUUCAGAUGUGUUUCUUUUUGCACUAACCGGAGAUGGACAGGUUAGAGUAUGGUCUUGCGAUCGUGGUGUGAGCCUCAAAAUACCAGACAAUAUCACUAAAUCUACCACGCCUUUAGUUCAAGGAGCUUAUAGUCAUAUCAUGCGGAAAGCAGUGAAUACGAAUAACCUCAUUUUAGGUAUUUACCUCUGCCUGAACACUAAGUCUCGGUUGUUCAUCGUCGAACCCAUAGUGGAGCAUGGAUUUGUUCAGCUACCCAUCUCGUGUAAUUUUCUAAUCCCCGAGAAUCUGGACUUGAUGGACUUGACCUUCGAUUCAAACACAGUUUGGUGUUUGUGUCGAACAAGUGAAGGAGAGACUGUCGUUCACAGCAUCAACCUACUAACUGGUCAGUGGCAGAAGACGGAUUUGGAGACCAAUCCAAAACCUCUGAACUCAUUUUUAAGCACAGCAAAUCUUGAUCCUCGACUGGUCUACCUUCAAUACAUCUUUGAUCACAGUCACUUCUCCGUCAAUGAUAUUUCCAAGGCUCUUGGAAUGCUGUGUAAACCAGAGGACAGAGACAACAGUUUGUCCCUGAAACAACAAGUAGAAGUCGCAAUUGAAAAUGAAAUCCAAAUGGACGUCUCCGACUAUGAAUUAACUGAUGAAGAUUACAUCGACAUCGCCGAAAAAUGCUGGAACAAAUUUUAUUCUUGCUGCGUUCAGUAUCAUCAGACAUCUAGCGUCCCCUUAGGAAUCAUUUGGCUCCACUCCAUGUCCUGUGUGGUCUUAAUAAAAAAGAAUGGAUUUUCUAUCUUGCGCAACAAAGAAUACUUGGAAUCUAUCAUUGCCAACAAGCAAUUCUAUGCAACUUGCUUUGAGCGACUCGUCAAUGCUCUAGCGUCACUGGAGUUAGAUUAUGAGUUGAAUGUCAAAUUCGAUCAAGCCCUUCACGGACUUCUACCAUUAGAUUCUACAAUUGCUCUAAUUGCUGGGCAGAUCUCACGAGAUGACAAGUUUCUUUCGGAAGCGGAGUGGCUGUCUAACAAUGAUCAGCUGUCCGUUUCACUCGUAAAAUUAGUCAGUCUUUUAAAGGAGCCUGAAACAUUUGAACCUGUUCCAUGCAUUCAAAACACCUUAAGGAGUUCGCUAGGUGUGACAACGGUCGCUGCAUGUUUAAACCAAGUCGUCUCAUUACGGCUUCUGUUGAGCCGUAAUGUGCUCGUGUUUCUCCAGCUCAUGGGAUCUCCAGAACUUGCUACCUCACUUCUUGAGGAUUUAAUCCCCAUUUGUCAAUCUUACUGGUUGCUGCAGUGGUGUGGACGGCAAUCAAUAACAGCUGAAUAUUUAGCAUCAACGUCAGGCAUUGCGCAGCCUUCACUGAUGGAUACAGUAUCUUCACUCGCGCAUCACCUUUGGCCAGCAAAGAAGAGUGCAAAUAUAGCCGAGUUCCUUUUGGGUUUGAACAAGCCUGUUUUAGUACAAGAACUCGCUCGCCUUACUGAUUCCAAAUCCUGGAGAAUAAUCCUAGCCCAAGCUUACUUGCAAAUGGGAGACGCAUUCAAAGCCUACGACAAAAUCACGGCCGAAGCGAACACCUCAGCAACAUUCUUGAGGAUGAUCCAGUUGUUUGAGAAGCACAAUUACUCGGACAUAGUUAUCGAACUUGCAGACACUGCCAUCAGUCAAGCAGAACUCGAUGACCCAGAACUCCCAACUCUUCACUCGCUUCUGUUUUUGCACCAUCUAAAGCUGUGUCACUAUACUGCCGCUUUCACCAGUCUGAGGAGCAAUCCUGACCCUGAGCGGCUGUCCGACUGUUUGCGGCAGCUGGUUGUUGCGCUCAUUCAAAAUGCUCGGUUGGACAUUUUGCUCUCGCUACCGUUCGGCAGUCUGUUACCUCAGCUGGAAUCGAUUAUGAUCUCAAGAGCCCGCUCACUACCCACUGAGCAAGCAGCGCUGUAUUACUCGUUUUUAUAUUCUCUGCAUAUCAAGUUUGAUAACCUCAAGAAAGCUGCAACAGUUAUGUUUGAACAAGGUUUACGAGCAGAGGAUCCUGAAAUGCAGCGUCAAUGCUAUGCAAUUUGUCUUAAUUGUCUGUAUCUAGUCAACCCCAAUAAUGCUUGGAUUUUGAAACCCAAAGAAGAUGAGGUCGAGGAGAUAAUUGAAGUUCUUGAAUUGAAGGACAUAAGGCAAGAAUAUGAGCUAGCAACGGCAAAAAUCAAGCUAUCAAUGGCAAAUGCUGGAACAUACCCACAAGAACUGGUAUCGAUGCUUAUCCACAAUGGAUUCUACAAAAAUGCUCUUCGAAUUUGUCACUUAUGCAACUUGAGUUACAGCCCUGUUUUAGUUUCGUUAGCGGCAGCUUGUGUUGCAUUACCACAUCAAGUUGAUCCAUGGAGUUGGCUUGUCCGGAAUGAAAUUUCAGAACUGGUCGCUGGUGACUCAAAUGCUUGCACUGUGGCGUGGAGACUCCUUGAGUGUCUUCUUCAGAAGUAUGAGAAGGAUAAUCAAACGGUGUUGCAUAAAGCUGUAGCUGAUAAAUUGAUGUCUUGUAACGUCUUUUUGCCUCAUUGGCUAGAAACUUCUUACAAGAAACGUAAUGCCAGUGAACUCCUGAGACUCUAUCUAAACUAUGGAGACUUAAAACAGGCCAGCACUUUAGCAUGUGACCUUCUCCUUGCGGCACUUGGUUGUGGAACGGAGCAUUUCUCAUUGGCAGGACCUCUUGUUGUUGCUUCUCCGUCCUUAUGUCUACCAAUAGAAACAAUUGACUUGCUUUUAUUGGAGCUGUCACACCAUAAUAAGGAUGAAGCUAAGGAUCUAGAAUCAGUAUUGGAAACAUACAUUACCACUGCCAUGAAAGCCACAGCCGAUACGAAAGCCUUGUAUGGAUGCUAGUCCGACCAAUUGUUAAUUGAGUACUCAAAGUAAUCUUGUGUAUUAUAAUGUACAGGGUAAAAUACAUUUUUUAUAACUUAAAGUUUAGUCGUAAGACUGUAAAUACUUUCAUAGACAGCAUGGAGAAGUGUUGAAAUGAGGGAAUAAAACCAAUUUUUAAAUAAUUCCUGAUCAGCUUUCAUUUUAUCUUUUCAGAUAGCACCUUUUUGAUCAAUUUUUUUUUAUUUUUUACAUCAAUGCUAUUUUUAAUCAAAUUGUAUCAAGUAAAGCAAAACGAUUUUGUAUCACAAUGUACAUAUAUUUGUUAAGUAGCUAAUUAUUGUCUGAAAUUUUUUACCGUGCAGUAAUAAAAGAAGAUCUUAAAUGUCUCUUGUUGAAAUUGAUGCAUAAUUGAAAGGUUUCAUUGAAAUGUAAGUCGUCACUUAAAAACCAAAUCUAAAUUAUCAAAGAAAGAAAAAAUGACAAUCUAUAAUUGAUAGAGGAAAUAGAGCAAUUGAAUGUUUAUGUGGGAAGAAUAUUUAAGAAAAUAAUUAUUCUCAUUUGCAUAAGUAAUUGAAGUAUUCAAAACUAUUAUAUUACCCAAUAAUUUGUCGUAUCCAUCACAAAGAAAUAUAUCUUAAUUGAGCUGUUUCAGUAUUUCUUACUUUCAAUUUAUUUGUUCAUAGAAAAACCAUCAAAUGAAUUUUCCGAAUUUCUCAGUAACUUUUCUUUACCCCUGUUAAAAUUGACUGAAAUUCUUAGAUUAAUUUGUGCGAUGGUUCUCCCAUUAAAAAAUUAAAUGCUCAUAGACAUACCAGCAUAGCGCAGAAAAGAUACAUACCUCUGUGGGAGAAAUGACAAAUUAUGAAUUCAAAAUAUUUUUACCUCUAUGUUGCUUAAAUUUUUGUGUGUAUUAUUGAGCACUAGUUCUUAGCUGAAGAAACUAAACACUUCUAUCGCUAAUAUAGUCCUUAUCCUGUGGUUUGAAGCCGAACAAAAAUCUGUCCUAAAUUUAAAUGACUGUUUCGCAUUCACUCUUUUUCUUUUUAAAAUCAGCUGAAGUUUAUAUUUUUGGUAAUUUUUGUGCCCAUUGUUGCCAACAUGCAUUCUCUAUCAGAUCAGGUUAAUGUAAAACACAAUUUAUACUUCAUCUAUCCAUGGAAGGAUCAUACUUUCUGUGUUGAUUGUAUGAUACACUAUUUUCAAUAAAUUGAUUUUUACAGAA
This is a messenger RNA of Bemisia tabaci, 4900 nucleotides long. It is a transcript of the gene Nup160, whose product is annotated as nuclear pore complex protein Nup160. The record is from RefSeq and is a predicted model, not a curated record. Gene Ontology annotation, molecular function: structural constituent of nuclear pore. NCBI's taxonomy places the organism in Eukaryota, Metazoa, Arthropoda, Insecta, Hemiptera, Aleyrodidae. Gene Ontology annotation, cellular component: nuclear pore.